Lathyrus oleraceus (garden pea) is the source of this 879-nucleotide messenger RNA. RefSeq lists its product as uncharacterized. The coding region runs from base 1 to 879 and encodes 292 amino acids. The transcript has a single exon. Gene Ontology annotation, molecular function: zinc ion binding; nucleic acid binding. NCBI's taxonomy places the organism in Eukaryota, Viridiplantae, Streptophyta, Magnoliopsida, Fabales, Fabaceae. The record is from RefSeq and is a predicted model, not a curated record.
AUGGCUCAAUUAAAAUUGCACAAGGAGAAAAAAACCAAGAAGGCAAAGGCAAGAUCAUGUCUAUUUACUGGUGUUUCAUCAAUAAUCUUCACCAGAAUCAUGACUCUCAAAACACCAAAAGCAAUUUGGGACUACUUAAAGGAAGAAUACACAGGGGAUGAGAGGAUUCGAGGUAUGCAAGUGCUUAACUUGAUGAGGGAAUUCGAGAUGCAGAGAAUGAAAGAUUCUGAGACAAUAAAAGAAUACUCUGACAGGUUGCUUUCCAUUGUAAACAAAGUUAGAUUACUCGGCACUGAAUUCACUUAUUCCAGAAUUGUGGAAAAAAUUAUGGUUACAGUGCCAGAGAGAUACGAAGCAUUAAUAACUACUUUGGAGAAUAGGAAGGAUCUGUCCAAAAUCACCUUAGCAGGAGUGUUACAUGCCUUGCAAGCCCAAGAGCAGCGAAGGCUUAUGAGACAAGAUCACGUGGUUGAAGGUGCUUUACUAGCCAAGCAUCAUGAAGUUAGAAGUAGUCAAAGCAGCCAAAGCAAAGACAAAGGUAAAAAGAAAAAUUACCCACCUUGUGAGCAUUGUGGCAAAAUGGGUCACCCACCGCUCAGAUGUUGGAGAAUACCAGACGCAAAGUGCAACAAGUGCAAUCAGCUUGGACAUGAAGCUGUAAUUUGCAAAGGCAAAUUUCAACAACAUGAAGCCAAUGCCAAGGUUGUAGAGCAAGAUGAAGAAGAUCAAAUUUUUGUGGCAACAUGCUUCUCAGCAAGGAGUAGUUCUGAAUGCUGGAUGAUUGAUAGUGGUUGUACAAACCACAUGACAUAUGAUAAAACUCUUUUCAAGGAUUUGAAGCCUGUAAAAUUCUCAAAAAGUCAUAAUUGGGAAUGGUGA